Molecule: messenger RNA, 1689 nt
Organism: Glycine soja
Lineage: Eukaryota; Viridiplantae; Streptophyta; Magnoliopsida; Fabales; Fabaceae
Product: WAT1-related protein At3g28050-like
Exons: 7
Coding region: 63-1184 (373 amino acids)
Cellular component (GO): plasma membrane
Molecular function (GO): transmembrane transporter activity
Source: RefSeq, a predicted model, not a curated record
UUACUAGUUGGGUGUGUCUCAAAGACUGAAGGCAAAAAAAACAGAGAAAGGUCUGGCUCUGAAUGAUGGAUAGAAGGCACUGUUACAAGGAUUUGCUGCCAUUGGUGGUGCUUGUUGCCAAUGAAUGCAACAACACAGGCUUGUUCACUCUCUUCAAAGCAGCCACACUGCAAGGGAUGAGUAACUAUGUCUUUGUCACCUAUGCCUAUUCUGUUGCCUUUCUUGUACUACUUCCUGUCACUUUUUUCUACAGAAGAUCAAGAGUGGUUCCUCCACUCACUUUUUCCAUCCUAUCCAAAAUUGCCCUUCUUGGAGUGAUAGGGUGUUCAUCUCAGAUCUUGGGGUAUGCUGGCAUCAGGUAUAGUUCUCCCACACUUUCCUCUGCAAUCAGCAACCUCACUCCUGCUUUCACCUUCGUGCUUGCAGUCAUUUGCAGGAUGGAAAAGAUAGCUGUAAAACGUAGAACAACCCAAGCUAAGAUAUUGGGCAGCAUAAUAUCAGUAUUAGGUGCAUUUGUUGUGACUUUCUACAAAGGCCAAUCGGUCAUCAUAGCUGAUAAUUCCCCUUCCAUUCAACUUCCACAAUCAAAUGGCAUUCUUACUUCAGUGGAUAGAAAUUGGGUCAUUGGUGGCCUUCUGCUCACAGCUUGCAAUAUACUACUUACUGUAUGGUUCGUUUACCAGGUUGAAAUCUUGAAGGAGUUCCCGGAUGAACUAUCUAUGGUCUUCUUUUACAACUUGUGUGCAGCCAUUGUAGCAUCAAUUGUAGGCUUAUUAGGGGAGAAAAAUUCAAGUGCAUGGAAAAUAAGACCAGAUAUAUCACUGAUCUCUAUUGUUUGCACUGGAAUAUUUAACAAGUUCCUGAGUAGUGCAAUAUAUGCUUGGGGAAUACACUUAAAAGGGCCUGUGUAUGUAGCAAUGUUCAAGCCUCUCUCAAUUGUUAUUGCGGUUGCCAUGGGUGUUAUGUUCCUUGGUGAUUCUCUAUAUGUUGGAAGUAUAAUUGGAGCCACAAUAAUAUCAAUUGGGUUUUAUACUGUUAUGUGGGGCAAAGCAACUGAACAGAAGGAAGAGGAGGGGGAGGAGGAAAAUGUUGGUAGCCAGGAAUCAUCAAUUACUGAGAACGUUCCUCUUUUGCAAAGCUAUAUAACUGUAAAUUCUACGAAGAAAAUAGAUGGAAGUGUAUAGACAGCUGAAAUGAGAAGUUUCCUCUUCUGCAAAACCAAAAAAUUUGUAAAUUCUGAAUAGAAGACAGGUGGAAGUGUAUAGAAGACAAAUAUAAACUGUUUGCACCUCUUUAGUCUUGACAUUGUAGAAAAUCAUAGAGACCAUUUUUUGUCACAGAACAGCACAUUGUAACUUUCAGUAAUUUAUGAAAAUACAAUUCUCCCAUACUUACUAUAGGUUCUAGUUGCAGAAGCAGCCUAGACAAUGGGAGCAGCAUGUACCUUUAUACUUCAGAUACAAUAGUCAAUAUUUCUAAGGAAUGAAGCCCCAAAGAAGUAUCAUAAGUUCAUAAUUUCUUUUCAAAACAUGAAAGGAGUAGAUUCUGAUUGGGGAAAAAAGAAACAGAUGUGAAAUGUUGAGGUUUAGUGAUUUCAAGAAUGGAAGUGAAUGAAACUUAAAAUAAGGACUAAAGAAAGUGUCUAGGCUAGGAGGAGUUUAUUUCUAAAUGUACACAUUUUUUUUCCUA